CAGAGCGUUCGCCGUAGACGAAACGGGUUGUAGUUGGUGUUGAGACUCGCCGACGCUGUCAGUAAUAGUAGCGGUGACGGGCAGGCGGUGGCAGAGCGGUGACAGUUGUAGAGCGUCCGCUUCAGCCGUCGGGACGCCGGGCGAACACCGGUCUUCACAUGUCCUGCUCUCUGGUGCAGUUCUGUCGGGUGCAGGAGCUCCGCGCCGUUCGGGAGUUCCUAUUCCCCGAGCAGCGCGGCGGCCCCGCGGGCGGAGAGUCUGAGGGAGCCGGAGCGGAUAAGGAGCUGAGCUGGGAUGACUCAGACUGGGGCUCUUGGGACAAAGACAACUCCAAGGAUGACGGCAAGACCGCGGAGGAGUGUGUGCAUCAGAGCGCCCCGUGGCUGCACGACUGCACCGUGUCCCUUUCACCCUGCUCCGACCUGCUGGUAAUCGCCCACGAGCACAAGGCUGUCUUUCUGUCAGCCAAGUGGUGGACAGAUGAGGCCGGACACGAUGAGAUGACGUUGACCGUGUCCUGGAGCGGAACACUUAACGCUGAAGAAGGGGAGUGUGUGAACAGUGUGAUCUGUAUACCCCUGGCGAGUCAGAAGAGGAGUUCGACGGGACGACCGGACUGGACGUGUGUAGUAGUGGGCUUCACUUCAGGAUAUGUGCGAUUCUACACAGAGAGUGGAGUGCUGCUCCUGGCACAGCUGCUCAACGAAGACCCGGUUCUGAGGCUCAAGUGCAGGACAUAUGAGAUUCCCCGGCACCCUGGAGUCACGGAGCAGCAUGAGGAGCUGAGCAUCCUGUAUCCCACAGCCCUGGUGACCAUCGAUGGCUUCAGCCUCUUCCAGUCACUGCGGGCCUGCAGAAACCAGGUGGCUCGAGCUGCAGCGGCAGGCAGUGAUACAGUGCAACCGCCUCCCCUGGCCUACAAGAAGUGGGGUCUUCAGGAUAUGGACACCAUAGUGGACCACAGCAGCGUGGGCAUCAUGAGCCUGUGUGUGUUUGACCAAAUGAAGAACGCCUCCAUCCUAGGGGGGUUCAAUGCUGCUGUGAAGGGCAGCCCCCCGGCCAUGUGCCAGUACAUCACUGUGGGUGGGGGUCCCUUCACUGGCUUCUUCUAUGCCAUAGAGGGAAGUUCCCAACCUCUUCUCUCUCACGUGGCUCUUGCUGUGGCCAGUAAACUCACCUCUGCCCUCUUCAGUGCAGCCAGCGGGUGGCUCGGCUGGAAGAAUAAGAACGAGGAGGAGCCGACCCAGAAACAAAAGCCCAAGGUGGAGCCGGCUACUCCCCUGGCUGUCAGGUUCGGUUUACCCGACUCCCGGCGUCAUGGCGAGUCCAUCUGCCUAUCCCCCUGUAACACCUUGGCCGGAGUGACCGACGACUUCGGGAGAGUCACACUGCUAGAUGUGGGGAGAGGCAUCGCCAUUCGAAUGUGGAAGGGCUACCGGGACGCUCAGCUGGGGUGGGUGCAGGUUAGCGAGGGGCAGGAGGAGCGAGAAAGGACCACGUCUCCCACCCUCCCCCGCCGUCAUGCCCAGUUCCUGGUCAUCUAUGCUCCCCGUCGGGGCAUCUUGGAGGUGUGGGGGACCCAGCAGGGGCCUCGUGUCGGGGCCUUCACUGUGGGCAAACACUGCAGGCUGCUCUACCCUGGGUACCGGCUGAUGGGGGUGAACAGCAUCACCAGCCAAGGCUGGCAGCUCCACACUCAGCAAGUGUGCCUGCUGGACCCGAGUACCGGCUCCCUGAGAACCGUUAACGUACCCUUUCACUUGGCCCUCAGCGAUAAGAAAAGUGAGCGGGCAAAGGACAUGCAUCUGCUCAAGAGGCUCAAUACGCUGCUGAGGAGCCGGGAGGUGGAACCAGACGUCCUGGAGAGCGAAGCCCAGUGUGUCCUGCUGGAGAUCAAGCACCCUGCCAUUAAAAAACAGGCACUAGAGUCCUUGCUGUCCAGUAAGAGAGUCCCAGUCUCAUGCCUGACCAACAUCACUUGCUCCUUGCUGGACAGUUUAAAGAAGCAAGAUCCAGAGACAGUUGAUGAGACUCUCCUGCAGCUGUGUUCCUCUCAGCUGAAACUGCUGCAACUCUACACCAACAUACUGUCACUCCAGACUGCAAAGCUGUCCUCGGUGGACACUGACGCCAGCACUGUGGCGUGCGACGAGACUGACGAGGAACUUGACCGCAUCGAUCCAAUCCUGCGGCGUUACGCAGAGUUGCUGUCCCGCCCUUCCGUGUCUUUUUCCCAGGAUGCCGAAGGUCCAUUUCCUGCACGCAUCUUCCUGUCCCAGCUGAAGGCCGAGGGCAACACGCUGCGGGUGGCCAGAGGACAGGACAGUGACUGGACACAGCUGGGGAGCUUCCUGUUCUGGGACUGCCUGUGUGGACAGAGUUCCCACCAGAAGCUCUGUGAGAUGCUGCAGGAUGCUGGGAUCAGCCCCCAGGACCUUCUGUCUCUGCUGCUUAAUGUUUGGCUGCAGAGAGAACGACAAAUGCUGAAAAAUCCCGAUGCCGUCCGACACCUGCAUUCUCUGCUGACGGCUCUGAGCAACAUGUCCGGAGCUGUGGAUGAGUCCUGGGACCCGCAGUGUGUUUCCCCCUGGUGGCAACAGGUCCGCACUGCAUGUGUGCAGACAGAGAGCUCUGGUGCUGCCCUGCUGGUGGCCCUGGUUGCCCACCGCACCGCCAAGAACUCCAUCACCAGCCUAGCGGAGAAAAAGUUCAAGUCAGAGUGGGAGGCCGUGUCCCUGGAGCUGGAGCAGUGGGUGGUGUGCCUUAGGCAGCUGGAGGACGUUUUGGCCCUGCAGACACUGCUUUGCCUGCCUGGACCACGGGGAACCCCAGGAGGUGCUGCUACACGCUGUUCUGUCAAGGCUCUGCUGGAGAGUGGCAGAGGUGGCGUGGCUGACAGCGUGGCGAAAUGGGUGUUCCGCCAGGACCUGUCCCCGGCCCUGCUAAAGGACAUCCUACAGACCAGGGGAGAGGUUGAAUCUGUGCCAGUGUCCUCCGAAGAUGGAGACUUCCAAAGGGCAGCAGAGCUGCUUGUCUCGGUGUGUCAGCGCUUCCCAAACUCGCUGUCUCCUGAUUUGCUAUUUGCUCACUGCUGCUGGGAGUUUGUUGUACAGUGGAAUAAGGACCCUGAGGAAGGACGUUACCUGUCCUGGUCUGUUGAACACCUGAAGCUGAUUGCUAACCCUCACAUCCAGCUGGGUAUUGCACUCAUGAUGUGGAGUACCUUCAUUGUCAAGCGCUUCUCUGCUGCUGCCUUCCUCAUGGAGAAGGUGGGAAAGGCCCCAAAAGACAGAUUGUGUCGAAGGGAUGUGGGCAUGGGGGACAAUGCCAUGACCUCCUUCCUGGGCUCUUGUACACAGCUGCUGCAGACACUCAUGGAGGCGGAUGCCAGCAUUGAGGAGGUGUCCCCACCGGAGCUUUCUGUGGAGGAGGUGUGGGUGGGUGCAGACGGGCCUGCCUCCAUAGCUGAGCUGGCUCUGGAGCAACGGACAGUUCACUACCCCCUUGUGCAGCACCACUGUUUGUUGGCCUCCCUGCUCCAUGCCACCAUGACCUUCGGAGUCCGGGUCAAGCCUUUGAGCCUCUUUGACAGCAAGGGGAAGAACGCCUUCUUUAGAGACCUGACCACCAUCCAGCUGCUCCCCAGUGGGGACAUGGAUGCCAAUCUGAUUUCCCUAAGGCAGGAGUUCCUUCUGAAGGUGCUGAGUGGCUGGGUGAACACGCAGGCAGAAAGAACAUCAGAGCCCAGCUGCCCCCGCCAGGAUCCUCAUGAGGUGUCGUGGGCUUCGCUGUGUCUGGAUUUAGCUCCCCUGCUGCAGGUGAACCCUGACCUGCUGCGCAGACACCUAGUGUGUGAGUUCUACAGCCAUGGCCUGGACCUGCGAGCGGAGGAGGUCAUGCUGGAGGUGGAGGAUAAGGAUGUCCUGGGCUCCCAGCUGCUGGUUCUGACGGGUCAGAGGCUGUCCUACUCCCUACUGCACACGCAAACCCGGCCCGGCAUGGAGUUGCUGGCUCGAUUGCCUCCAAUGCUCUGCACCUGGCUGAAGGCCAUGGACCCCAGCGAGCUGAGCUGCUCCUCUGUUCCCCUGUCCCUCAUCAGCCGGAUGGUGAGCCGUGUCAUUGAGAUGCUGCCCGACAACCACGCCCAGUACAGCCUGGCCUUACACCUGCUGGAGGCUGUGGAUGCGUUGGCGACUGAGGCAUGAAGAGCUGGAAGGGGGCUGCAAGGUGGGAGGGACUGGGUUGUAGGAGUGGCCAUCCAUUCACUUGUCAUGAUGCUGAUGUGUUCUGCGCUCCUUGUGUUGAGUCGAAGGCCUUGUGUUGUAGAGGUUCACGUGUGAAUGAAAGCGGUCUCCAUAGCGACGAGACCAGACACACAGAUCCUGAGAAACAGUCCGCCAAUGCUGUCCUGUGAUAUGUGGCCUGGCCUCUUUCUAAAGACUGAUGUAAAAUAUUUCAAAAAUUAUUUUUCCGUAUUUAUACGCUGUACUGUAUUAGCUAUCUGUGAGCUUUUAUUCUGUAUGUUGAAGCUUUUCAGCCAAUGAAGCAUCCAGAAGCGC
Messenger RNA from Scleropages formosus (Asian bonytongue), 4559 nucleotides. It is a transcript of the gene rab3gap2, whose product is annotated as RAB3 GTPase activating protein subunit 2 (non-catalytic). NCBI's taxonomy places the organism in Eukaryota, Metazoa, Chordata, Actinopteri, Osteoglossiformes, Osteoglossidae. The record is from RefSeq and is a predicted model, not a curated record. The transcript has 35 exons. Bases 159 to 4205 code for a protein of 1348 amino acids. Gene Ontology annotation, biological process: regulation of GTPase activity.